CCUCCCUUCAUAAGAACAUAAAAAUGACCAUACUGAAUCAGACCAAAGGUCCAUCCAACCCCACAUCCUAUCUGCCAACAGUGGCCAAUGCCAGGUGCCCCAGAGGGAGUGAACCUAACAGUUGCCCUUCUGGCCCUGCCAGGCUGCAGGAUGUCGUCCAUGUUUCGCUCCAGCUCAUCCCAUCCUCCCAUGGGACAGGGAAGGGAAACGACUGCAGAAGAGCCAGUUCAGGGGCCGGUGACUUUCGAGGAAGUGGCUGUGUAUUCCUCCAGAGAAGAGGGGGCUCUGCUGGACCCCACUCAGAGAGCCUUCUACAGGGAUGUCAUGCAGGAGAACUAUGAGACAGUGACCUCGCUGGAGUUUCCAGUUUCCAAACCUAGUGUCAUUUUGCACCUGGAACGAGGGGAAGAGCCGUGGGUCCCAGAUCUCCAAGUCUCUGAGAAAGAAGUGCUCCCGAGAGCUGCCUACACAGGCGCAGGGAGUGAUCUAUGUCUGGAUUCUCUCUGUCUGCCAUCAGGUGAUGGGAUAGUGAGUGAUAACAAGGAGGAGAAACCCCAGCAGGAAGAUGCUGAGCAAAUAGAAGCACAUGGGACAUUACCAGGAAGAUCCAAAGGGAGUGUUUCUGGGAUUUGUGCACGCCCAGAAAAAGAAAAAGCCUGUGAGACUGAGCAGAGGCCAGAGGAAAACUUCAGUAGCUUCUCAGACCUUAUUUCAAGUGAGAGAAUCAACUCGGAAGACACACAUUACACAUGCCAUGAGUGUGGGAAAAGCUUCAGUCAGCGCUCAAACCCUAUGACACAUCAGAGAAUCCACACAGGCGAGAAACCCUACACAUGCUCUGAGUGCGGGAAAAGCUUCAAACAGUGCUCAAACCUUAUCACACAUCAGAGAAUCCACACAGGCGAGAAGCCCUACAUGUGCACUGAGUGCGGGAAAAGCUUCAGACAGUGCUCAAACCUUAUCACACAUCAGAGAAUCCACACAGGCGAGAAGCCCUACAUGUGCACUGAGUGCGAGAAAAGCUUCAGACAGCGCUCAAACCUUAUCACACAUCAGAGAAUCCACAUGGGAGAGAUGCCCUACACUUACUCUGAGUGCGGGAAAGGCUUUAGUGAGCACUCAAACCUUAUCAGACAUUGGAGAAACCACACAAAGGAGAAGCCCUACACGUGCACUGAGUGUGGGAAAAGCUUCAAACACCUCUCACGCUUUAUCACACAUGAGAGAAUCCACACAGGGGAGACGCCCUACACAUGCUCUGUGUGUGGGAAAAGCUUCAAUCAGCGCUCAAACCUUAUCACACAUCAGAGAAUCCACACAGGCGAGACACCCUACAAGUGCACUGAGUGUGGGAAAAGCUUCAAACAGUGCUCAGGCCUUAUCAUACAUUGGAGAAUCCACAGAGGAGAGACGCCUUACACAUGCUCUGAGUGCGGGAAAGGCUUUAGUGAGCACUCAAAGCUUAUCAGACAUCGGAGAAACCACACAAGGGAGAAGCCCUACACCUGCACUGAGUGCAGGAAAAGCUUCAAACAGCGCUCACACCUUAUCGCACAUCAGAGAAUCCACACAGGAGAGACUCCCUACACUUGCUCUGAGUGUGGGAAAAGCUUCAAUCGGAGCUCUGCCCUAGUUGCACAUUGGGGAAUCCACACAAGGGAGAAGCCCUACACAUGCUCUGAGUGCGGAAAAAGCUUCAAUCAGCGCUCACACCUUAUCAAACAUCAGAGAAUCGACAUAGGCUGUGGAAUAAUGUCCAUGUUUCACUCCAGUUCAUCCCGUCCUCUUGUUGGACACGGGAGAGAAAUGGCUGCAGAGGAGCCAGUUCAGAGGCCGGUGACCUUUGAGGAGGUGGCUGUGUAUUUCACCAGGGAAGAGCGGGCUCUGCUGGACCCCACUCAGAGAGCCCUCUACUGGGAUGUCAUGCAGGAGAACUAUGAGAAUGUGACCUCGCUGGUAGGGUUUCCAGUUUCCAAACCUGACGUGAUCUCACAGCUGGAACGAGGGGAAGAGCCAUGGGUCCCAGACCUCCAAGGCUCUGAGAAAGGAGUGCUUUCAAGAGCUGCCUGCACAGGUAAUGAUCUAUGCCUGGAUUCUCUCUGUCUCCCAUCAAGUGAUGGGAUAGUGAGUCAGAAUGAGGAGGAGAAACCCCAUCAGGAAGAUGCAGAGCAAGGAGAACCACAUGGAACUUUAUCAGGAAGAUCCAAAGGGAAUGUUUCCGGGAGUUGUGCACUCCCAGAGAAAACAAAAGCCUGUGAGACUCAGCACAGGCCAGAGGGAAACUUUAGUAGCCUCUCAGACCUUGUAACAAGCAACAGAAUCAACUUGGAAGAGAAAUGCUACACAUGCCAUGAGUGUGGGAAAAGCUUCAAUCAGAGCUCAAACCUUAUUAGACAUCAGACAAUCCACACAGUUGUGAAACCUUAUGGAUGCGCUGAGUGUGGGAAAUGCUUCAGUCGGAGCUCAAACCUUAUCACACAUCAGAGAACCCACACAGGAGAGACGCCUUACACGUGCACUGAGUGCGGGAAAAGCUUCAAUCAGAGCUCACACCUCAUCACACAUCAGAGAACCCACACAGGAGAGACGCCUUAUAUGUGCACUGAGUGUGGGAAAAGCUUCAUUCACCGCUCUGUCUUUAUCAGACAUCACAGAAUCCACACAGGAGAGACGCCCUACACAUGCGCUGAGUGCGGGAAAAUCUUUAGUCAGCACACAAAUCUUAUCACACACCAGAGAAUCCACACAGGAGAGAAGCCCUACACAUGCUCAGAGUGCGGGAAAAGCUUUAAUCAGAGCUCUGCCCUUAUGAGACAUCGGAGAAUCCACACAGGAGAGAAGCCCUACACAUGCUCUGAGUGCGGGAAAAGCUUCAAUCAGAGCUCAAACCUUAUGAAACAUCAGAGAAUCCACACAGGAAAGAUGCCCUACACAUGCUCUGAGUGCGGGAAAAGGUUCAGUCAUUGCUCAAGGCUCACUAGACAUCAGAAAAUCCACAUGAGAGAGAAUUGUAAUAAAUCCCUUGACUAGGGUUGGCUAAAACAAUUUAAAAAAAUCACAUUUGCUAAUUCACACAUAGUGAUUUUGCAUCAUCUUCAUCGUGGUCUCUCAGCUCCAUCAGAUCAGUUGCCUUCUUCUGCCUUUUGCAGCUCAUCCUUCUUUGGGGUCAGUCCUAUGAUCUUUUCUAUCAACUCCUUUCCUAUUGAGUCAUACGAGUGUGUGUCCCUCCAGCCAGGAAUGUUCAUCAGUUCCAGUUUAAGAAAGAGAUGUUUGAUCCCAACAAGAUACACUGAGGCAAAAACUACCUGUGCCUUCCAUCCACUAGGACUGUACAUGGCGUUGGCUGCUCAAGUUAGUGAUCUUGGUGUAAAAAGUUGUAGUGCAGAUGCAGCCCAGGUGCAGUGGUUGGCAUUAGCUUUCCCCUUGACCUGACCUAAACUCCACCACUGUUCCUAGUCUAAACUAACCCUGAGAAUCACAGUUAUCCUAUUCCUCCAUUUCAAAGCCACUGUUAGUCAUCGAGUUCUCCCUUGGGAAACAAAUUGUUUAAUUCCCAGUUGCUCUGAUGUUGCUUCAGGUUGUGCUGGAGAGCAGAUAUUUUUAUUAUCAUUUUCCGCACUUAAAAUAUAUUGAACUAUAACAAAGAGCAGGAACAGGGCAGGGAUAGGGAAAAAUGUCAUUUCAUCCAUUGUAAUAACAGACGUAGUUAGGGUAAGUCAGAGAGAUUCCCUUAUUCCCCAUCACUAUCCUUCAAUCCGUGCUAGAAUCUAGGAAUCCUUUUCCUUUCCCCAGUUGUGGGAUGUGAGACUUCCAAAAGUGCUCCCUGUGCUAUAGCACAUGUUUAAGCUCAGAGAAUAAACCCCAAAUAUCCCCUGAGUUUUGCUUUUUGAAUUCUAUAUUUCCGAUUACUUCAAGCCUGGGCAUUGUGAUUAUUUACCAGUUUCUCUAGCACUGUUCCUACCACUGUUUCUGUAAGAUAUUUUGAUUUUUAUGGGACAGGGUUGUUAUUCCUUUGCCUAACUCGAACCUGGAAGGCCAGGGUGUCUGUUUUCUCUGGCCCCUCCCCACAGACAAAUCUGACAGGGUUGAACUUGCCUGGAGCAAACAAAAAGCCCCACCAGUCACACACACAAAGCAGAUAGACACACACAAGAAGCAGAAGAAACUGAAUUAUUUGAGCUAUCAACAUUUCCACUUUCCCACAGCAUGUUAGUUCUGAAGCUUGUUUUAAUUUGUUUAUUUUCUUGGAACCAGAACUGGGGAAAGAGAACACUGGAGUCAGUGGAAUUACAGCAGGAAGGGAUAAAUCUCAUGAUUCGUCACUAACCAAAGGCUUUGUAAACAGAGUGAUAAUUAUCAGGGGCUAGUCAUGUUAGUCUGGAUCUGUAAAAGCAGCAAAGAAUCCUGUGGCACCUUAUAGACUAACAGACGUUUUGGAGCAUGAGCUUUCAUGGGUGAAUACUCACUUCGUCAGAUGCAUGCAUCUGACGAAGUGGGUAUUCACCCACGAAAGCUCAUGCUCCAAAACGUCUGUUAGUCUAUAAAGAGUGAUAAUGUUAUUGAAUGGUCUGGCUAACCCUGCAGUUAGAAACAAUCAGCUCUAUGGGUGGUAAAUUGACAGAGGCUCUGCUGCUGAUCAUGAAAUAGCAGCUGUUGAAAGGUAAUGUGCUUCUAUUUCAAUGCUUCUGGAAGUACAGAAAACAAUGAUCUGUGUUAAAGGAAAGUUGCCAUUUCUCAGAGCCCCAAUUUCUAUUGUGUGUUUACAGGAAGGUUUGAAUGUGUAGCAGGUAGUUUGGUAAAGCUUAGCUAUUGUAUGUGUGUAACAGGCUCCUGCCCACCUCCACCAGAGGUUUCAGUCACAUACUAUGGCAACUUACUGAAUGUCAUGCAAAUUAGUCCAUUCCUCCCCAUAUUCAGUCUCUGACCAGAAUGUUAGAAUGAGGCAGAGAACUGGGAAAGUAUCACAGUAGGAAUACAUUAAAAAGUGGGAUUAAUCAGAGCUGGGGUACAGACAGAGCCUAUUUUACAGCUGGUGAAGUGACAGGGACACACUCCCACUAGUGCUGGCUCUGAAAUAACAGCAGAAGCAGAUCAAAGAGAAUGAGCUCCUGUGGGAGCUGUGGGCAGCUGCCCUGUCAGUGCAUCACUCACCUGGCAGGUGUUACACAAAACACAGCACUUCCCCUCUGGAAGAGAAACACUUCCUCCCACUGCCACCACUUCAUUAUAUUGUCCAUGGGGCUGUUUGUCCUGCAGGACUUUGAUCUCUUCGGGUGGUCCAUGGUGAUUCAUAAAAGAGCCAUUAGGGGAGCAGGAGUCAUCCCAAUGGAAAUCUCUUCACUUCCUUCUCAGUGUUACUUUCUUAGCCCUGGCUUUGGAGAUGACCUUCGCCUUAUCCUGUCUUGAUUUUAGGUAGGAUUUUGAUCACCUUCUGGGGUGUGGCAAUUUAGAACAUUUGAAGGCUUUUCUCUGCCCUUUUGUUCCCCCCUGCAGUCAGUACAUUCUAGACAUGGGCAUGGUGACCCUUCCUGAGGAUCUUGACAGCUUUAGCCAGCUUCUUGGGGGCUAUUUUCCUGCUCACAGCCACUGUCUUCUUCUCAUGACUUGUCCUGGGGGCCCAGCUGCUGGUUAAAUGGGAAGGAGCCAAAGUGCUGGUGACUUUGUCCUGCACCUAGUUGCCUUUGCUUGUCAGACUCCUGAACCCCAGCUUGAUGUGGCUCUUGUUCUUCUGCACAGCACAGCCCUGGAGAAGAGGGAUCUGCAAAUGUACAUUCCUAUGAUCCCUUUGUUUAAUGGAUGAAAACAUAAAGUAGACACUUAGAGGAUUGGAACUGAUUUCAGCUGAUGGACAGGUUUGCUAGGUUUUUGUGCAUUUGGAAAGCGAAAUGUUCAGUGUUUACCUUCAUUUCAAGCAUCCCCGUAUAGUGGAGCUCCUGAACAUAGUGGAGAAUGGAAAUCAGUAUGUUUUCCCUUUUUUCAAAAAUAAAAAUAAAAAAAAAGAGGCUUAUUAGAGGGCACUUGAAUUUGAAGCAAGGACCACUUGAUCUGCAGUCAAACACUCUACCACUGAGCUAUACCCCCAUGAGAGCAGAUACUUUCCCCAUUGUAGCUGAAGCACAUCAAUAAUUCCAAUAGCAGGGGCAGGUUCUUUCUGGGGCACAGAGAUUUUUUUGGGAGUUGGUGGCUCCUUUCUUUCCUCAUCACAGAGUAAACUCAGCUUUUUAUUCUGUGGUUCGUGUUUUACGGACUAACAGCAGCAGCUUGAAGAAAGAGGAGAGUGAAUAUCUCACUGUCAGAGCUGAAGGUGGCCACGUCCCCUCUGUCUGAGCGUUACCAUUGCAGGAGAGAAGGUUUCAACGGAAUUGAAUGCCCUGGCUCAGCCUAGAGACACAGAAAGGUUUUGCUGUUCAUUGAACGGCAAAUGAAAUUGUGUCUGUAUGUGAAACUGAGGAAGGACAUGAAAUGCCCACAGGAUGGCGCAAUGCCUUAAGCUAAGGCAGGAGGGUGAAGGAAUGGGGCUGAGGAAUGACUGAAGUGGACUCACCUGGGAUUGAAAUGACAUUUGUUUGUGUCGGGUAGUGAGAAAUGUGACAUGAAUUCAGAUGCAGGGUUGAGGCUUCUUUAGCUCCUUGUAGAACUUGAACUUGAUUUCCCAGAAGGGAGAAAGGGAAAGUCUUGGGCUGCCGUUAGUCCCUGGCUGGAGCAGUGUAUAAAAAAGGCUCCAGAGAGGCAGCUGGCAAUUACAGACCACUAAGGGUAACUUCAGUGCCAGGCACAUUGGGUGAAAUUGUAGAGCCCAAUUAUUAGACACAUAGCUAAAGAGUCUUUGUUGGAUGUAGCGGGGUGGUUACUCUCUCCUGCCCUACGGGGGUUGAAACAGCCCAGAGGAGGGCUGUGGCUGGGGCAAGAAGCCUGGGCUGACUGAGGAAAGUAGGCUCAGCUGUGGCCAUGCCCCAAUCAGGUCCAACUGGCCCCUAUAAGAGGCUGUGAGCCAGAAGCCCAGUCAGUCUCCCUCUGCUUGUAAUGAGAGAAGGGCCUAGCUGCAGGGACCUAAGCAAGACAUCUAGCUUGGGAGCAGGGCUGGAGAAGGGCCAGAGGAGCUGGGAGCUCUGGCCUGGAAAACCCCAGGCUGCAGGCCUGACUAUAGGCUGAAUAGGUGUAGGGUUGCAAUGGGGCAGCCCAUGGGGAAGCAGAGGUGGCAGGUCCAAACCCCUUUGCCUGUGAUGAGUGGCUCAUACUGCAGUCUGGCCCAGUGAAUGGGGGCUAGAUGAAGACUGGGCAAUAGCCAAGACUGAGGUGAAGUAGGGAUAGUGGGUGGGGGUUCCUGUGAGAGGGGGAGACCCAGAACUGUGGGGAUACUGCCAGGGUAAAAGGGGCACCGGGAUCCUGGGAGGGACAGGGGGCCAGUUGUGGUAAGGGAGAUCACCGGCCUGCAGAGGGUACUUUGAUGGCUGGAGAGCUAAUUCCCAAGAUAACCAGCAGGAGGCGCCACCAGGUGAGUCUGCCACCUCUUACAUUGGGGAAGAAUGAACAUGGUUUUUGUAAAGGAAAAUCAUGCCUCACGAAUCUACUAUAAUUCUUUGGAAGAGUCAACAAGCAUGUGGAUAAAGGUGAGCCCGUGGAUAUAGUUGUCAUAAACGGAUAAGUAAGAGUUAAUAAAACAGAAGUACUUCGUAUCUCUUUUACCUGUAAAGGGUUAACAAGAUCUGUGAGCCUGGCUGUCACCUGACCAGAGGACCAAACGGGACAGGAUACUUUCAAAUCUUGAGGGAGGGAAGUUUUUGUGUGUGCUGUUAGAAUUUGGUUGUUCACUCUGGGGGCUCAGAGGAACCAGAUGUGCAACCAGGUUUCUCUCCAAUCUCUCCGAUACAGGCUCUUAUAAGUUCGGAAUAGUGAGUACUAGGUAGAUAAAGUGAGUUAGGCUUAUGUUUGUUUUCUUUAUUUGCAAAUGUGUAUUUGGCUGGGACGAGUUCAAAUGUGUAUUUGGCUGAAAGGAGUUCAAAUUGGUAUUUUGCUGAAAAGAUUUUAAUUUGUACUUGUAUACUUAGGCUGGGAGGGUAUUCCCAGUAUCUAUAGCUGAAAGACCCUGUACCUAUUCCAUUUUAAAUUUACAAAAAUAAUUUUUACUGUUUUUCUCUCUUUAAUUAAAAGUUUUUCUUGUUUAAGAA
Gopherus flavomarginatus (Mexican gopher tortoise) is the source of this 8168-nucleotide messenger RNA. RefSeq names its product zinc finger protein 569-like. The coding region runs from base 88 to 3030 and encodes 980 amino acids. NCBI's taxonomy places the organism in Eukaryota, Metazoa, Chordata, Testudines, Testudinidae. The transcript is spliced from 9 exons. Gene Ontology annotation, biological process: regulation of transcription by RNA polymerase II. Gene Ontology annotation, molecular function: DNA-binding transcription factor activity, RNA polymerase II-specific; RNA polymerase II cis-regulatory region sequence-specific DNA binding. The record is from RefSeq and is a predicted model, not a curated record.